AUGGGGAGCCAGAAAGUACCCGACGCGUGGGACGAGGAUUGGGAGACACAGGCCGACAGGGCCGCCAAGGCAGAGGAAAGAGAACCACCUGUAACCCAAGCACCCAAGACCAAAGCGGAGCGCUGGGCCGAGCACCGCGAGCUGAACCGCCAAAUAUGGGAAGCAGCUGAGGCUCCCGCAGAGUUAUAUCACGUAGCCGCCACCAGUAACGUCCCACUCACCCAAGGCUUCAAGCCCCAAAUGAAGCUCCUCAGUCGCAAGCCUCCGCCCAAGACAGUGAAGACCAAAGACCCGGUGACGGGUAUGGAGAAGCUGACCAUCCAAGACGACGUGGAGGAGGAGGAGGAAAAGCCGCCGCAGCCAACACCAGAGCAGAUUCGGGAGCGCCAGCAACGCGAACUCGAGGAGAAGCAGCGCAAGUACGAGGAGGCGCGCGCGAAAAUCUUUGGCGAGGCUCCAUCAGGGGUGUCGUCAGGGGCGUCCACGCCAGGGACUACGACACCUCCUCUCACAGGAGAGGGCGGUCGAGGAAACUAUCGCGGCCGAGGCCGUGGGCGAGGUGGGAGGGGUGGGCGUGGUGGUCAGCGGAACCAAGAGAAUUACAACAAGACCGAGGCGCAGGAUCGACGACCAGGGAACAAUGCUCUCGUCAAUUGCGCGGUGCUGGCACCGUUUCGCCUCCUCGUGGCCCAGAACACGCGAUUCGAGCGCCGAGGGGGCCAGAUGACAGUGGGCGAGGCGGGUUUGGUUUUGCAAAUCGCGGCGCCAAAGAGGGAUGAUUUCAAUUCAGUGUAUCUGUGCUGA
Messenger RNA from Diaporthe amygdali, 804 nucleotides. RefSeq lists its product as uncharacterized. Lineage: Eukaryota; Fungi; Ascomycota; Sordariomycetes; Diaporthales; Diaporthaceae. Bases 1 to 804 code for a protein of 267 amino acids. The transcript is spliced from 3 exons. The record is from RefSeq and is a predicted model, not a curated record.